Molecule: messenger RNA, 474 nt
Organism: Parnassius mnemosyne (clouded apollo)
Lineage: Eukaryota; Metazoa; Arthropoda; Insecta; Lepidoptera; Papilionidae
Source: the annotation of a GenBank genome assembly
AUGCCCAUCUCAGUCAGGCAAAUAGACGAAAGUGAUUUUAGAUUGGCAAUAAGACGCCUAAAACCACGAUCUGGUGGUGGACCUGAUCGCAUUCCCGCUUUUCUGGUCAAGGAUUGUGCGCCAGCUCUUCGUUCACCGCUCUUGUUUAUUUUUAAUCUGUCCCUUAGACAGGCUAAAUAUCCAGAACAAUGGAAACUAUCUAGGGUGACACCUGUUCCAAAGGGAGAACCUGGAAAAUAUGUUUCUGCUUUUAGACCUAUUGCGGUGCUUUCGGUUCUGGCGAAGAUAUUUGAAACCAUGUUGGACUUUCGCAUUAGGAAUCAGGUAGAUAACAUUUUGCAUGAGAGUCAACAUGGCUUUCGAAAGAAUCGUUCAACGACUUCUAACUUGAUAGCGCACGUGGACUAUGUCUGUGCUGAGAUGGAUUCUAGGAAACAGGUAGACGCCGCCUAUUUCGAUUUUAGGAAGGCUUGA